This is a messenger RNA of Syzygium oleosum, 1337 nucleotides long. Its product is annotated as cytosolic sulfotransferase 12-like. Gene Ontology annotation, cellular component: cytoplasm. Gene Ontology annotation, molecular function: sulfotransferase activity. Bases 143 to 1135 code for a protein of 330 amino acids. Lineage: Eukaryota; Viridiplantae; Streptophyta; Magnoliopsida; Myrtales; Myrtaceae. Gene Ontology annotation, biological process: sulfation. The record is from RefSeq and is a predicted model, not a curated record. The transcript has a single exon.
CAUUAUCCAAGCUGCAUUUUCACAGCAAUAAUAUACUACAUGCAUAUAAAUACCUUCACAAGAAAAGCCUCAAACCAACCCUUCAUCUUCUUCUUCAGCCAAGACCUAUAGCUAGCUUGAAAAACUAAUCCACCACACAACCAUGCCUCAAUCUCAAUCCCUCCCAAAGUACUUGCAAGAAGACGACAUCUCUCAAGAAUGCAGAGACCUCCUUUCCUCUCUCCCCUGCGAACAAGGCUGGGUCGUCACCUCCCUCUACCUAUACCAAGGCUUUUGGGUCCCUCCAAAGCAAUUGAAGGGUAUCCUCACUUGCCAGAGACACUUCCAAGCCCGAGACACCGACGUCCUCCUCGUCACCAUCCCGAAGUCCGGGACCACCUGGCUCAAGGCCAUCCUGUUCGCCCUCCUCAACCGGGCCAAGUACUCAGGCUCAGGCUCGCAACCACAGCACCCUCUGCUGAGCCAAAACCCUCACGACCUCGUGCCCUUUCUGGAUUUCGAGCCCUACCUUGAGCAGGACGCUCCCGACCUUGCCUCACUCCCGCCCCCGAGGCUCUUCGCCACCCACUUGCCUUAUCAUUCGCUCCCGCAGUCGGUGAGGGACUCCAAGUGCAAGCUGGUGUACUUGAGCAGGAACCCCAAGGACACCUUCGUCUCGCUCUGGCACUUCGCCAACAACCUGACGCCCAAGGACGAGGGCGAGAUCUCGCUGCAGGAGUCGCUCAACAAGUUCUGCCGCGGCGUGAACGGGUACGGGCCUUACUGGGACCACGUGCUGGGCUACCACAAGGCGAGCUCGGAGACACCCGAGAAGGUGUUGUUCCUAAAGUACGAGGACAUGAAGGAGAACCCGUGCGCUCAACUGAGGAGGCUGGCGGGUUUCUUGGGGUGUCCGUUCAGUGAAGAAGAGCUGAAAGAGGGGACAGUGGACGAAAUACUGAGGCUCUGUAGUUUUGACAGCUUGAGCGGGUUGGAGGUGAACAAGAGCGGCAAGACGGCUCUAGGGCAUGAGAACAAGUCGUACUUCAGGAGAGGCGAGGUUGGAGAUUGGGUAAAUUGCCUGAGCGUUGAUAUGGCCCAGAGGAUUGACCGCGCUAUGGAAGAGAAGCUGCGCGGCUCUGGGCUGAGGCUUUAGGGAAGUGUGUGUGGGUCUGUGUAAUAAGAAAAAAAUUAUGAGUGCUCGUCAUAUUUGAGAUUAUUAUAUGAAUAUUCUACCUCUAGGUUUAAUUUGGAGGACGGAAUUGUUGAAAAAUAAUUACGGAUUCAACUACGGCAUUUACGUCGUGAAAAACGAUGUUAAAAGACAAAUGGAUAUAGAUGAGUGCUCGUUUCUGAUU